GCUAUAGUAGCUGACUGCGCCCUGUGGGUCACGAAGCGGUGCGUUAUGCCUUGCAUCACAAUUGAGUUCAUAUCCAAGUCUCACGCAACACAUUUGCGAUUGCUGAGACUAACGUCGAAGACAACCGCAGCCAAUCGGUAGCUGCUGCAACACAAGCUCGAGUUAUUCUGCGACCUGUUCUGUCAGUCUAGGAGCACCAAGCCGGUGCACUGACUUGAAUAAUUUAGCUGGCUAGCUCUGUCUGAGUGGGGGAUUUUUGUGGCUUCUUGGACCUAAGGUCAGGUUUCCGCAUGUCAUUUUACUGGGCAGGAGUGCCGUCACGUUUUCACGGACAGCCAGAACAUUUGGUCGGCGUUAAAAGCAGGUCGGCUCUUCCGCCCCCGUUUGGUCAGGCGAGCGAUGCUCCACCCAGGAUGGGCCAGUCACUGUGCGUCUGCUCUCGCAGUGCCAUCACCAUAGACAGCAAAAGAUACUACUUCAUCCAGAAGCUCGAUGAGGGAGGCUUCAGCUACGUCGACCUGGUGGAAGGCGCUCAGGACGGGCGCUUCUACGCACUGAAGCGCAUCCUAUGCCAUGACAGCGAGGGGCGGCGUGAGGCCCAGGCCGAGGUGGAAAUGCACCACCUCUUCCACCACCCGAACAUCCUGAGCCUGAGCGGCCACGCCUUCGUAGAGCGCAAUGGCAGGAACGAGGCUUGGCUCCUCCUCCCCUACGUCAGUAAAGGAAGUCUGUGGUCCAUUUUGGAGAAGCUGAGGGACAAGAGCAGUUUCAUGCCAGAGGGACGCAUCCUGCACAUCUUUUGCGGCAUUUGCGAGGGCCUCAAAGUGAUUCAUGAUAGGGGUUACGCGCACAGGGACCUGAAGCCCACCAACGUGCUCCUGGAGGAGGAUGACAGACCUCUCCUAAUGGACUUGGGAUCCAUGAACAAGGCCCGGAUCGAAGUGAGAGGAUCGCGAGAGGCCAUGACCAUCCAGGACUGGGCGGCUCAGAGGUGCACCAUCUCGUACCGAGCUCCAGAACUUUUCAGUGUGGAGAGCCACUGCAUCAUCGACGAAAAGACAGAUAUUUGGUCAUUAGGCUGUGUGCUGUACUCUAUGAUGAUGCUGGAGGGGCCAUACGAUGUGGUGUUUCAGAAGGGGGACAGCGUGGCACUGGCUGUUCAGAACCCAGUGGCCAUUCCUCAGCCAUGCAGGUACUCUGAAGGGCUGCAGACCCUCCUCAGCUCCAUCAUGGUGACCAACCCUCAGGAACGUCCUGACAUCAGCUGGGUCCUCGACCAGGUCAGGAACCUCCAGGGCACGGACGGCGGUGCUACGGACGCCAGCCGAGUAUGACACUUCGGCCGGGAGGGAGUGUCUGCCUGGCUCCUUCCUUUCCUCAUGAAAACUCCUUGUCUGGACUAUGCACCCCGUUGCUCUUGGGUUCUUCUGCUUAAGCUAGACCUGGCCUCUCACGAGCAUCUGCUUUUACCUCAUUGAGUUCAUGGAUAAUAUAGGGCACGUGCGCAUACACACACAAAAUCAUGUGAAUGUGCAUAUCAAUCUUCAUACAUAUCAGUCAGAAACAGCCAUGUUUUGAUUUUAAUCAAACUAGGAGAUCUCAUGCGGGAUAGACUGGCACAUAAAAGCAGGAUCAUGUGUUGGACAGUAUGCACACAAUCUCAAUCAUUUAGUCAUGAAAACCUCUACUUUGUGUCCAUUGCUAACUUCAGUAUUGUCACAGUGACUGCCCAUAUACCAUAGCAUAUAUAACAAUUUGCUGUACAUAUAAAGGGGGACAAAAAGUAAUUCCUUUGAUUCAUGGAGAGCGCUGGAUAGAAGUGGAAGAGUGCAAUUGGAACUCAAGUUGGAGAACAUAUAGGUAAAAGUCCACUUUGUCUUCAUUUUGAGAUGGAAUAUGUCCUUAAAAGCAGUUCUUUGAACAAAACCUGCUUAGACACAUGCUGAGCGAGCAACGAUUGACCAGCUAUUCAAGCUCGGACACUAUUCAUAAAUGGGAUAAUUUAUUAAAUGGCAAAAGGAGAUGAAUGUGAAUGAAAUAUCAGCAUAAUUUCAGUGCAUCAACCAGCAGGGACACAGUUAUAAGUUUUGAUAUGAGCAGUGAGAUGUCAUGGUUCCCUAGCAGUUCCUGAUCCUGUAGCCUAGUCCAUGUACCUGUAAUGCAGCUAGCAUGCACUGUACUCUGGCUCACAGCUGAAUUUCAGUAUGCAUGGAGGCUGACAUUCACUCUGUAGCCCUGAUGAACACUUUUAAAGUUUAGUAGUGUCAUGUCAUGAUUUGUAACCCAAUAUUUUGAAACGCUACAUGUUUGAAGGAACCCUGUAAUGACUAAAGGGUACUAAAGGGUCAAAUGCAGUAAAAUGUAAAUGUUUUUCUUUUGUUUGUAUUUUAUUUAUUUUAUUAAUGAAUGCUUAGUAGGGCAUCGCAACCACUUUCCUGUAGAACACAUCUCUGGUCAUCUGUGAUCAUUAAGACAGAAUUAACCUGAGAGUUCAUUUUGCCUUAAUUCUGACUUGAUUCAUCUUUGUCUGAGGGAACUGACUUCAAGCAUUCAGUACAUAGGCUGCGUUUAGUUUAAGUUGUUAAUUUUGAACAAUUAGCAGGCUUAUUUUUUAUUGUACUAUUAUUCUUUUUUGGCAUUGAGACGAAUGGCAGUAAUGUUGGUGUAAUUUAAGGGCGCUUUCUAUAGUGACUCUCGUGUGGUCUUAAUGCUUAGCGUGCUGAGAACAAAAUUCUUUAAUUUUCUAAAUUCUUUAAUUUUAAAAUAUUUAAUUGCAUGUGUUAUAGCAGAGCAUCAUGUCUCAUUAUGUUUUUCUUAGAGUUUUGCCUUAAGGCCUCUUUUUAUUUUAAGUUGAUUAAAAAUAAUUUAACUAUA
Electrophorus electricus (electric eel) is the source of this 2874-nucleotide messenger RNA. It is a transcript of the gene stk16, whose product is annotated as serine/threonine kinase 16. Gene Ontology annotation, cellular component: cytoplasm; Golgi apparatus. Gene Ontology annotation, molecular function: ATP binding; protein serine/threonine kinase activity. Lineage: Eukaryota; Metazoa; Chordata; Actinopteri; Gymnotiformes; Gymnotidae. Gene Ontology annotation, biological process: protein phosphorylation. The record is from RefSeq and is a predicted model, not a curated record.